AUGGCCCUCACAAAUUGCUCUAUGUGCUAUUUGCCACUUCCUGAACACGAAGUUGUAUCUCAUGUAUCCCGCAACCACAAAUUUGAUCCAAAUUUUAUCGUUUAUUGCAAUCAACCGGGUUGUGGUGCCAGUUACAAGAUAUGGUCGUCGUUUCAAAAACAUGUUAAAAGAGAACAUCACAUGAAUUUCAAUAACAUCGAUGAUGAAGAUAUCGUAGAUGUUCCUGAACCUUACCAAGAUGAAGAUAUCGUAGAUAUUCCUGAAUCUUACCAAGAUGAAAAGAAUCGGCAAGAUUUACUUCGGUGGCAUGCCUCCAUGUUUAUAAUAAAUCUCAAAGAAUCCUGCAGUAUUCCUCAAACUACAGUAGAAAAGGUCAUUGACGGAGCACAACAGUUGAUCACAGAAUUUAUGAGCAUUAUAAAGGCAAUGAUUUUGAAUUCAGUUAAUGAGGAAACAAGAACUGUUUCCCGUGCUGAUAUAUUGCAAGUGUUUGCCAGCUGUGACGUGUUGGAUCUUUUUCAUGAAGUUAGCAGUUCUGCAAGGAUAAAAUCAUUUCUUGAUAAAUGUGGUAUGGUGAGACCCGAGAAACAAGAAAUUUGGCCAUCAAGAGUUUGGACCAAGGAAGCUAAGUUUGUAACCCGCAAGGAUUAUGCAUAUGUGGUUCCUUUUUUGAGAAAUUUAAAAUUUUAUUUACAUAAUGAUGAUGUUCUCUCAUGUGUGGAUAACCCAAAGCCUUAUGAUGGCACCAUAAGAACUAUAUUGGAUGGUUCCUACUACCGCUCCCAUAAAAUAUUCAAGCGUGACAAAAAGGCACUUUCUAUUAUUGUAUAUUAUGACGAUGUGGAGUUUGCCAAUCCACUGGGUGCCAAGACCAGAAAACUGUCAAUAUUUUAUUGGACACUAGGGAAUGUUUACCCAGAGUUAAGAUCAUCCCUCAGAUCAAUAAAUCUUCUCGCAAUCACCUCACAUGCAAAUGUGAAAAAGCAUGGUGCAGAGAAAGUGGUGAGUGACUUCUUAAACGAUUUAGCACUGCUUGGAAAUGAGGACGGUAUCUCAUUGAAAAUAAAAGAUGUACAGAGGAAAUUUACAGGCUUCCUUAAUUUUGUUGCUGGAGAUACUCCUGCAUAUCUCGGUGGAUUUAAGGAAGGAGUUGCUAAUGCGCAUAGACCAUGUCGCACUUGUUUUGCAGAUAAACAAAGUAUUCAGGAAAGAUUUUCUGAGGAACUUUUUGUCAUAAGAAAUAUGGAAACUCAUACUCAACACUGUGAGGAUGUGUAUUCUCCUGGGUUAAAUAAACAAGCCAGAGGGUUUUGGUCUACAUUUUACGGGGUUAACUUCAAAAGUGCACUAAUGAAUGUUGACAAUAUUAAUGUCACUAAAAUCUUCCCCCACGAUUUUAGGCAUAUAAUGUUUGAAGGCGGAACUCUGGCAGUGGAAAUUAAGAAUUUUCUCAUAUACUGUAUUGUAGAAAAUAAGAGAUUUACCCUCCAAGAUUUGAAUGCCAUUAUUGCCAAUUUCGCCUUUGAUCAUCUUGUUCAAGACAAACCUUCACCAAUUGAACCAUAG
Messenger RNA from Ooceraea biroi (clonal raider ant), 1566 nucleotides. RefSeq lists its product as uncharacterized. The record is from RefSeq and is a predicted model, not a curated record. Lineage: Eukaryota; Metazoa; Arthropoda; Insecta; Hymenoptera; Formicidae.